AUGGCGUCUUCUUCAGUUCCAGAGCUCACGCCUCACGGAGGCGUCUCUUCUUCCUCCUCUUCUUCUUCCUCGGGCACGAGUCAAGGAGUAGGGGGAGGCCUGGGGUCUUCCAAGAACAAAGACAAUGCCGUCUCAGGCUUGGACAGCCCCAACCCCGAAGUGCGCAUUGCCUUUCGACGAGCACGAGCGGAAAGGCGACUCGCGCAGGCACUGAAACAAAAGGAAGAGAGCGACGACCGGCCUGCGGCGCCAGAGGCUCAGAGCGCGCCGGCGCAGCAGGCCGUGCGGCCACUAGCCGCUGCGCAGAACUUCGUCGAGGCAGAGUUGAGGAGCUUGGAGGCGCUGAAGGAAGAGGGCUGGGAAAAAAUCAAAAAGUUGACGGAGAACUUGGCGGUAGAGCGAGACAAAGCGGCGAGGCAGCGCGAGGAAACAGCUGCAGAGAGGAAACAAAACCUUCGAGCCGCAACGGCAGAAGUCGCCGCUCGGCGAGAGGCCUUGCAGACGUCUCUCCGGUGUUCUUCUUCCUCGUCUCCACCGAAUUCUGUUAAUUGCCUAGGUGCUCUGAGAGACAACUUGUUGAGCAUUCCGUGUCCUCUCGAGCUCGCUGAAGCCUUUGAAGAAGCGCAGGCAAAAUGCCAAGACAUUGAAAGCGUGAAAGAAAGAGCAGAAAAGUGCCUAGACGAAGAAGCGACUCUACGAGAAGCCGCUUUUGUUGGCACUUUGGCCGAGCUGAGAGAUGAAGUCAUGCGGCUCCUCGAGUUAAUGCGAGAGCAGUACCGACAGCUACGGGAUAAAUAUCGAGAGUCUCUCGAACGCAUCGAGGAGAAAAUGGCCGCUGAAAGAGGAGCUCUCAUGGAGGAGCACGAAAUCAUCGAGGCGCGCCAAAAGCGUCUCGAAGGCUUCGCAGAGGCUCUCGAGCAACAGAGCGAGAGAGACGAAGUGGAUUCGCAAGCGAGAAAGCUGAAGCAGGAAGCUAUCAUUCAAGAACUGGAGAAGCAUCUGGACAAGAUGAUUGCUGCCUACCAACUCAACAAAGAAAAACUCGAGUACAAUCUGCAAGUGUUAACCGAGAGAAACAAGGAGAACGUGGCUCUCGUGCUCGCUUACAAAAGUCGACUGAACAAAAGCCGAGAGGCCUUGAGUGGAAUUGUGGAGCGCUUCAAUGCCAUGAACCAAAAAUACUCAGCGCUCAACAUUCAGUGCACCGAGGAGUUUCGGCGGCUGAGAUGUCAGUACAGACAGAUUCGCGAGAAGAGUUUGCAUUUCAAAGCCGCCGACGAGCGCGUCUAUCGCGAAGUGUGGCAGGCCAACGAACAGGAAGCUCGUAACUUGAUAUCUUCCAUUCUUGAGGCAGAUCGCUGCAUCCACGAACAGCAGCUCUGCAUGCCCUACGUCACCCCUUCUGAGGCGGGAGGCCAUGGGGCCUUACUCGACGAAGGCGAAGGUGGAGACGCAUUUUCUGAGGCGGCGACAACGACAUUUCGAUCAGCGUCUUCUUCUGGAAAGGACAACGGCUCCUUUCCCCGAGGCCACCCGGCGUCUUCAGCGUCAGGAGGGAAGAACAGCCGAUCAAAGGAAGACAGCGAGCGACUCAGCGGGGAAGGCGCCGCAAACAAGUCCCUUUUCUCUGCAGCGAAAGUCAAAAAAGUUCUGGAGUUGCUCACAGAUGCAUGCCACUUUCUAUCAGGACCAAAGAAGCAAACAUGCGAGGAGUUGACAGAAGAGGAGCACCAGCUGCUCGACGCAAACGCAAUUCUCAAGAACGUCGGCGUGGAAUGUCAGGACGACCUCGACCUUCUCGUCUCCAUUUUUUAUCAGGGUCAAGACGAUGACGACGAGACGCUCUACGUUGACGCUGACGACGUCCUCAGGCUCCUUGAGGAUUUCAUGGAAGAAAAGAGGAACCUGGCUGUCGCCGAUGUUCUCCCCGACAAAAAGAAGAAAAAGCGGCAGCAAUCUCUGGCAAGCGAGAAGAUCCCUCUUGACUGA
This is a messenger RNA of Neospora caninum, 1989 nucleotides long. RefSeq lists its product as hypothetical. Gene Ontology annotation, cellular component: axoneme; axonemal dynein complex. The transcript has 13 exons. The coding region runs from base 1 to 1989 and encodes 662 amino acids. Gene Ontology annotation, biological process: axonemal dynein complex assembly; regulation of cilium movement; cilium-dependent cell motility. Lineage: Eukaryota; Apicomplexa; Conoidasida; Eucoccidiorida; Sarcocystidae. The record is from RefSeq and is a predicted model, not a curated record.